Bacidia gigantensis is the source of this 2415-nucleotide messenger RNA. RefSeq lists its product as uncharacterized. The coding region runs from base 1 to 2415 and encodes 804 amino acids. The transcript is spliced from 6 exons. Lineage: Eukaryota; Fungi; Ascomycota; Lecanoromycetes; Lecanorales; Ramalinaceae. The record is from RefSeq and is a predicted model, not a curated record.
AUGGCGGGGAAUGGCGCGAGGGUUGAGAUUGGGGAGGAGAAGCUGGCCGAUGGAAUCAUCAACAAUGCGGAAACGAGUGGACCAAUGCCAAUUGAUCAAAAUAAUGGGAAAAUGAACACCAAGAAGGAGAGUCCGCUCAAGCGAGCAUGGACCAAGUCAGGGCUCAACGUCGGCUUCUUGAUCAUGAUGUUCAAAUUCUCUCUGCCACCCACUAUCGCCUUGGCAAUAUACCAAGAUCCAGGUGCUUCAGCAAUCUACCAAACACUCGGCUACCUGCCCGCAAUCAUAUCCGUGCUGAGCUUCUGCAUCUUACCACGAAGCAAAUUCAUCCAGACCAUGUUCCUCAACCUCAUUGGGACCUGCAUUGGCAUGUCCGUGGCGCUUCUUCAGAUCUAUUGCAGCGUGCAAGCGCGCAAGCAUACCACACCACCGCCGAGCGCAUCCUCCCAAGGGGGUCUAAGCCAGCUGCUACCAGCCUCCCUUACAACUCAUCCGCCAGCGCGACCCCAGUUGCAGAUACCGGUCAUAAUCUAUUCGAUCUUCGCGAACAUAGCGAGCAUCUACGCCCCGGGGUUCCCGACCAUGGAUGCUGGCAUCACCUUUGCCCUUCGUUUGUUUGAGUGCUUUUUAACGGGCCUGGGCAUAGGGACAGCGGUAUCCCUUUUUGUCGUCCCGAUCAGUAUGCGUGUGUCGUGGUUCGGUCAGGCUGGUGCUUUCAUCAAAUCGAUACAAACUGCGUUGGAAGCGCAAGUCCGAUGUUUCCAGGUCUUGGAGAGGGAAGAUAUGUUUGAAGACCCCGAACUCGACAGUGAUAAAGCCACGAAAUCAUGGAACUCGCAUCAUAAGGCCGAGACUAAGCAUAGUCCAGCAGCGGUUGAGAUGCAAAAUAUCAAGCGAAUCUUCUCCGGCAUUGGACAGAGUCUGGGGAAGUUGAAAGGUGACUUGACAUUUGCAAAGCGUGAGAUGGCUUGGGGCAAGCUCAAUGCAUCGGAGAUCGACGAACUUUUCAAACUCUUACCGAGGAUUCUGAUUCCCUUGAUGGGUUUGGCUAGCUUUGGCGACAUCUUUCAGCGACUAGCGAAGAAAUGGGGAUGGGAACAGAAUGCCGACGAAGUUAACGCCCCGGAUAGUGAUGUCGCCGACAAGAUCAAGGCCCAAUGGAAUGCAGUCAUGUCGUCCCUUCAUGCGCCAGUAGAGACAGCUAGCCGGGACAUCAACGAUGGCUUGCAGCAUGCGCUCCUGACCCUUCAGCUGGUAAAGCCACCCAAGAAAAGCAAGGCAAAGAAAGGUCAAAACAUUGAAAAGACCUCAGAAGAUGUCGAAGCCAAUGCUGAAGUCAUAAGACCUGGAGACCCAGGCUUUGGCGCACAUUUUGCCAAAAUAGUCGAAGGCAUCCACGAUCUCAGACGCUCAGCUAUACAAGCCCUCUUCGAACGGCAAGGAAUCGAGACAAAAUCCACAAGUGGCAUAGACUCCAUCCGUCUUCCAAGCGAAGUCAACAUGCAACAUCCUCCCGAGUCGAAGGAAAGCGCAAUGAACAUGAGCCUGAAAGGCCAGCUGUUUCUCAUUCUCUAUAUCGACCACCUAGUCUACUGGAUGGGUAAAUCCGUCCUCUCCCUCGUGGAGUUCGCCGACAGCAAAGUCGACUCCAAAGUCCUCGCCAAGAACCGCCUCAUUCACCCCAGCGCAAAGCGGCUCAAGAAAUGGGCGACCAGCCUGCUCCAGCACGACAAUUCCACCUCCGACCACACGCCCGACUCCGCGGAAAGUGGUGCCACAGUGAACUUGAAACCUUUUGCGGGCUUCAGCGAACGGAAGGAUCCAGAGCAUCUGGAACCGACCACGGCGUGGCAAAGGGGCAGUAAUGGCUUUCGCCUCAUCGCGGACACGUUGGGUAGUACUGCGUCGCAAUUCGGCUUUCGCGUUGCUUGUGCUACUAUGAGUGUCGCUAUCGUUGCGUACCUCGAGAACACGCGGACGUUCUUUCUAGAGCAGAGGUUAGUGUGGGCUUUGAUCAUGGUGGCGAUUAGCAUGACGGUGACGGCGGGGAGUGGGGUUUUCGGCUUCAUGGGUCGAAUUGCUGGGACUUUCGUCGCAAUGCUUACUAGCUUGGCGAUCUGGUAUAUUCCCAACGGACAUACGACAGGCGUCAUCGUGAUCCUCUGGCUCUUCAUCUUCGUGGAGACGUACUUCGUGUUGAUGUACCCCAAAUUCGUCAUCAUCGCCAUCCUGUCAAUCGUCACGCAGGUCCUAAUUAUCGGCUACGAGCUCGAAGUCCAACAGCUUGGCGUCCAGACCUUGACGCUGCUGGCGGCUAUACGCCAGCAUUCGGCCGAUACGGUGUGGGAGCCCACCGUCGGGGGCAGGUUUCCUAGGGAGAGGUACGAUGCUAUUGUUGAGCAGUCGCAGAAGUGA